GUUUUCCUGAUUAAAUCCAUUUCCCUCUCUUUCUCUCUUGAUGGUGCAUAGAAGCUGAAGAUUUUGGGCGUUGGUUAAGUAGAAGAAAUGGUGGGGUUUGGGGAUGAGUUGAUUAUAGAGAGCUACAAAAUCCCAUGGCUAAUUUGGAUCCAACUUCUUAUUACCAUUCUUCUCUUUCUCCUCUUUUUCGGCUUCGCUGCCUUCACUUAUGACGCCUCUACUAGGUCAGCCGCGCCGCCAUCUGGUCACCAACCUGCAGCCAACAACUUUACCUCUCCAAACGGAAUAAUGACGGUGGAAGACGAGAGAGCUGGAGGGCGCGCAGGAAGUAGUGGAGGGUCGAGCAGAGAAGAGGAAGAUGAGUCGUCUCUAAAGGAUACCGUAAUUCUGGGCAUUUUCCGGCGUCCAACCCACCCUUGCAACUAUUUUGGGCGGGCCAAACAAGCGAUUUUCAAGUGCUUCGGGUUAGAUUCUAGCUCAGAGAGCUCUGCAAGUCAACAACAUGAAAAGCAAGAUUGACUAUGCUACAGCUCAAAGAUCUAAUGCAAAAUUACUAGUGAGCUUCUGUUCAAAAACUGUGUUUUGGGGCUUUAAUUGUAUCAUUAUUUUUUGUAGCA
Molecule: messenger RNA, 617 nt
Organism: Salvia hispanica
Lineage: Eukaryota; Viridiplantae; Streptophyta; Magnoliopsida; Lamiales; Lamiaceae
Source: RefSeq, a predicted model, not a curated record